Ipomoea triloba (trilobed morning glory) is the source of this 1847-nucleotide messenger RNA. Its product is annotated as probable inactive poly [ADP-ribose] polymerase SRO5. Bases 414 to 1523 code for a protein of 369 amino acids. NCBI's taxonomy places the organism in Eukaryota, Viridiplantae, Streptophyta, Magnoliopsida, Solanales, Convolvulaceae. The record is from RefSeq and is a predicted model, not a curated record. Gene Ontology annotation, molecular function: NAD+ poly-ADP-ribosyltransferase activity. The transcript has 4 exons.
ACCCCUCUCAUAAACUUGUGGCGCUUUCUCGAUCUGUUGGCUUUCUUUCCUUCACCCACUCCCUGUGUAUAUAUAUUAUAUAAAUAUCUUCUUCUUUCAAUUCAUACUUUACCUCAUCAAUUACCAUCUUUCCUGAUUCAGAAAUUUUAAUCUUUCAUCACUCCAAUGUUUUCAAUUCUAAUUAAAUUCCCUUUUUUUUUUUUCCUUCUCUCUUUAUCUCUUGAUUCUUUAAAUUUCUUGCUUUUUUAGAUUUGAUGAUUCUUUAAGUUUAUUACUUUGACCUACCAUUUCUUUUUUAAAUUUCUUCAUUCGAUCGUUAGUUUCCACUUUUAGAAUUUCGAUCUGUAAUUAAGUUUCUUGAAAGGCUAGCCCCCAUCCAGCGAAAAUCCAAAUAUAUAUAUAUAUAUAUAUAUAUGGAGAUGAAAGAGCAACCGAAUCCAGCUCUUCCCGCCGUUCCAAUGCAACUACUAUUUCCAUUGUCAAUCGAAGAGAGUAAAUCCAGGAUUUUAUUGUCUCCCAAAAGAAGAAUGGAGUGCCCUUCUUCUUCAUUCAUGGAAAGCUUGAGUGUUGGUAGUGGUGAGGAGGAAGAUCCGGAUGUGGUUUCCGAUUGUGAAAGCGGGAUUUCGGGUUCGCCAGCCCGGCGUGAAGGUGAAGAUAAAGGCUGUGGUGCAGUUGCAGUGGAAAACGGGUUAAUCAGAGUCCAUGAAGACGAUAGGAUUCAUGAGAUUGUGAGUCAGAAGUUGGUGGCCGGUUUGGGUGAAGUGGGAAAUCAUACUACAAUCGAGGCCAUUCAUAGGAAUGGUUUUCAUAGCUUGACGAAGAAGGCGAAGCUACAGGCUUUCGAGAUUUUCGCGAAAGCCGCGGAGAAAGAGUCGGACGGCAAUGCUAAUGUGCGGUAUGCUUGGUUUGGAGCUUCCAAGGAAGAGAUAAACACCAUUGUUUCUCAGGGUUUUCUUCCUUAUAUGAUUAAUAAUGGAAGCUAUGGCCAUGGCAUCUACCUCUCACCUGACCAUUUUCCUCUUGGAAGUGUGAAAUGUGCAGUGGGCGAUGAGAAUGGUGUACAACACUUAUUGCUUUGCCGCGUGAUACUGGGGAAGAUGGAAGUUGUGGCAUCCGGUUCUGGGCAGUGGCAUCCCAGUAGCCAAGAGUUUGCUUCGGGGGUUGAUGAUUUAGUGUCUCCCAGCAAGUAUAUUGUGUGGAGCAGUAACAUGAAUACUCACAUCUUGCCCCAAUACGUCAUCAGUUUCAGAGUCUGCAGCUCUGGGAUGCAAAGAAAUGCGGCGGCGUUUCCACUUCGGAAACCGACUUCGCCCUGGAUUUCUUUUCCGGCUCUCAUUUCUGCACUGGCUAAAUACUUGCCUCCUCAAACCAUGAAAUUGAUUUCCAAGCACCAUAAGGAUCAUAGAGAGAGGAAAAUCUCAAGACAUGAGAUGAUACAGAAUAUGAGGAAGCUAGCUGGAGAUGAUUUGCUUGCUGCAAUCAUAAAAGCUCACCGGACAAAAUCUCAGUCGGGAAGAAGCUAGGGAUCGGAUUCGAUGAUAGAUGAUGAAAUUAAUUGUGUUUGCCGGCCAUGAUGUAUGUUGUUGAGUUCUUUGAGUCUACCAUGUGAAUAUAGAUUGAUGAAGUCGGAUAGUUCCAAAAAAAAUCAAGUUUUAAGUUUAUUGGAAUCAGAGAGUAGGUACCUCAUAUUCCGCGCAAGUUUAAUUUGGUUAGUAAAAGACAGGUGACUUAGAAUUUAGGGGAAAAAAAAAUUAUUUAGGUCUUUUGUUAGUUUAUUAUAAUUUUGAAUUAAAAUGGCUUUGAAUUUUAUGAUCGAUAUGUUUACUUGAUCAUGAUUUAGGAUGCAA